Molecule: messenger RNA, 982 nt
Organism: Tribolium castaneum (red flour beetle)
Lineage: Eukaryota; Metazoa; Arthropoda; Insecta; Coleoptera; Tenebrionidae
Gene: Fis1
Product: Fission, mitochondrial 1
Exons: 3
Coding region: 130-585 (151 amino acids)
Biological process (GO): mitochondrial fragmentation involved in apoptotic process; autophagy of mitochondrion; mitochondrial fission
Cellular component (GO): peroxisomal membrane; mitochondrial outer membrane
Molecular function (GO): protein binding
Source: RefSeq, a predicted model, not a curated record
UGUGAGUGUUGGGAUCGCAUUUAGAGGUCACUGAAGUAUAAAUAUUGAAGUUUUCACGUUGUCAUCAAAUGCGAUUUUCAUUCGACAUUCACUGUUUUUCUUGAGGAAAAUCCGUAAGUGAGGGUGAACAUGGCAGGAGUUUUGACUGAAACGGUGGAACCCAGCGACCUAAAGAAAUUCGAGAAAAUUUACCACGAACAGCUGUACAAAAACGACGUAACGCCUAAAGCUCAGUUCGAAUACGCUUGGUGUUUGGUCAGGAGCAAGUAUCCUGCCGACAUACAGAAAGGGAUAAUUCUGCUGGAGGACUUGUACAAGACACACGAAGAGGGCCAACGGGACUAUCUGUAUUAUUUAGCAAUUGGGACGGCGAGGUUGAAGGAGUACACCAAAGCUCUCAAUUAUGUUAGGUCAUUUUUGUUAAUUGAGCCAGGUAAUCAGCAAGUCAUUAGUUUACAACAAACGAUUAAGAAGAAAAUGGAAAAAGAGGGCUUGGUGGGAAUGGCUAUGGCUGGGGGGGUUGUUCUUGCUGUGGGUGCCAUAGUUGGCGUGGGAAUGGCUAUAGCUAGCAAAGUUAAGUCUUAGUGCUUCCCACAUAUCAAAUGUGAUAGUGUUACCAUUUUUACUUGUACCAAAUUGUAUUUUUUGUGUUUGUUUCGUGAUUACAUGAGUCUGUGUUAUCACUUGUUUUAUUAAUUGGCAUUUAAUUUUUGGUUCAAACUUGGAUAAAUUAAAUGUAACACUCGAAAAGGCACACGCUAUUUUUAUAAGGACUUUUUCAUUUCAAAUUAUUUGUGUAUUUGUGUAAUUUAAAACAAGAAGUCAAUAGGUGAAGAAUGUAUAUUUUGCUCAUUACUUCUUGUGUAGACUGUCACCAUUAUGCAAGCUGUGAAUAGGUUGUCAUUGAUUUUUUAAGUUUAGUUUAAUUUCUUAGUCAUAAAUCACUGUAUAUUGCUAAAUAAAUAAUAAAGUUUUAUCUAAA